Paracoccidioides brasiliensis Pb18 is the source of this 1416-nucleotide messenger RNA. RefSeq lists its product as uncharacterized. The record is from RefSeq and is a predicted model, not a curated record. The coding region runs from base 1 to 1416 and encodes 471 amino acids. Gene Ontology annotation, molecular function: oxidoreductase activity, acting on the CH-CH group of donors; flavin adenine dinucleotide binding. The transcript is spliced from 4 exons.
AUGGCAUCCACUCCCUUUGGAUCAGCUGCACCCUACGCAGAGCCCCUCUGGCACUCCCGGCAGAUCUCCCCGUACUAUAGCGAGUCGCAUAAGAAAGUGCAGGCAUAUGUCCGUGACUACGUUGAUAACAACCUAAAGCCCUAUGCCGAAGAGUAUGAGAAGCAAGGGUUCUUGCCACCAGAGGCGCUGAGGCUCCAUGCUGAAAAGGGCUUCACAAUAAUCAGGCCCACAAAGAGGGAGUAUAUGGGUGGGGUAUCCAUGCCGGCAGGCAUUGAGCCAGAGGAAUGGGACGAGUUUCAUAGCCUAAUUGUGGUGGAUGAGCUGAGCAGGCUUGGUUAUGCGGGAGUAAUCUGGGGUCUUUUCGGCGGAAAUGGCAUUGGAUGUCCCCCAAUCAUGAAUUUCGGGAGCGAGGCGCAACGACUCGAGUAUAUGCCCAAAGUCUCUCGUGGGGAGAUACGGUUUUGUCUAGGCAUUACUGAGCCUGAUGCGGGUUCCGAUGUUGCCAACAUCAAGACCACCGCCAAACGGAGCGGUAAUAAGUAUAUUGUCAAUGGGGCUAAAAAGUGGAUCACCAACGGCCUAUGGGCAGAUUAUUGCACAGCUGCUGUCAGAACAGGCGGACCAGGUCGCAAGGGCAUCUCUCUCCUUAUCGUCCCAUUGGCCGCGAAGGGUGUGACACGGAGACGAAUGGAGAAUUCCGGCGUCAACGCCAGCGGUUCGACGUUCAUUGAGUUCGACGACGUGGAAGUCCCGGUGGAGAAUCUCAUUGGCACAGAAAAUCACGGUUUCACAUAUAUCAUGUCGAGUAAGUUAGUUACCUUGGUGCCUAAUAAUCCGCUCUCGCCCCCUUUUCCGGGCCUACCCAUUUACCCACGUUCACAAAAGUUCAGUAUCCAAACUAACCAUCAGGAAGACUUCAAUCCUGAACGACUUAGCAUGGCCGCCGCCUGCAUUCGCCUGUCUCGCGUCUGUGCUGAAGACGCCUACAAUUACGCCAUUACGCGCGAAACCUUCGGCCAACCAUUGAUAGCGAACCAAAUCAUUCGCGCCAAAUUCAGUAAAUUCGGCGAGCUGAUUGAACCCUGCCAGGCCUACCUUGAGCAACUCACGUACACACUCCACGUCGCCGCGAAGACAGGCCGGCAGGAUGUCGACGUCGGAGGAAUGACUGCACUAUUGAAGGUGAUGACCACGCGCUGUCUGGAGAAGGUGUGUCGGGAGGCGCAGCAGGUUAUGGGUGGGGCGGGGUAUAAUAAGAGCGGGAAGGGGGCGAGGAUUGAGCAGAUUAGUCGCGAUGUGAGGGUUUUUGUGGUUGGGGGUGGGAGUCAGGAGAUUCUGAGUGAUUUGGCGGUUAGGCAGGAGAUGAAGAAUUUGGACGGUUUGCAGCAUGCCGCAAAAAAGGGGGCGAAGAUUUGA